CCCACAUUCCGUCGUUUUUGUUUCUUUUCUCUAUCACUACUCAAGGCACUACCCGAAAUGCAGGGCAAUAACUCGGGCUUCAACUAUCGCCCGCCCCCCGCCUGGAGGGGAGGGGGAGAGCGAGAAGGUGGAGGCGGAGGAGCAGCACAAAAUCAGGGUCGACGCGGAGGCUCCAGGCCAUUUCGCGGACGUGGUGGAGGGGACCGACAAAACAAUAGGCACCAGCCAUAUCCGGCCCAACACUACCAAAGACAACAACAGCAGCAGUUCUCGGGAGGUGACGGUGUUAGUGCAGCACAGCAGGCUCAGCAAUAUCAGCAGCCGCAGCUGCUCCAACAGCAAUACUUGGCUGGACAGGACCCACAGAAUGCUGCGUAUCCAUGGCAGCAGCCACAACAGGCGUAUUACCAGCCUCUGCAAAUGGACCAGUCAGGGUCAAUACCACCUCAGCAAACGCUUCAUCAACAGCAGCAGUUACUUUUGCAGCAGCAGCAACAACAAGUUCAGCAGAGGAACCUGGCUAUGCUGCCGACGUUGUUAGCGAUGGCAGGGCAGCUAGGCACGUUCCUGACGCACCAACAGCAGCAGCAGCAGCUGCCGAUGCAGCAACAAUCAGGGUCAUAUGGUUAUGCAGACCCAUCAUCUAUUGCAUUAUUGGGAAGCGCGGCCAUGGAACCAUACACAGCAGCAGCGCAAACGAAGCCACCGGCGCCGUUUUCAUGCGAAAACUGCGAGAAGACGUUUGAAGUCGAAUCGCAGUAUCGAACGCACUGCAAACAGCAUGUGAAGUGCUCUGAAUGCGAGUUCGAAGCAUCUAAGAAGGUUGUGCGAGGGCAUGAGGAGGAAGUGCAUGCCAUUGUCGAUGGAGUCAAGAGGACGUUUGUGAGCAAAGAUACCCCAGAAGAGAUAGCUCAAUGGAUUCAGGAGCGGAAGAAAAAAUACCCAACGGAAGCGAACAUCCGUGCAAAGACAUUGGCGGAACAAGAGCGACACAAUCGAGGAGAUGUGAUACGUGAACCGAAAGGGCUUAAGGGCAAUCGGAAAGAGCGCGGACCGUUGCGGCAGAUGCACGUGGCUUCCACGCCAGUGGUUGAGGUCAAGCGCGAGGAACCGAUCAAAAACGGUCUCGGGCUGCUCACUGCAUACGCCUCCGACAUCUCUUCCGACGCCGAAGAACUCGCCCCGACCGAGGGCGCAGACCCCUUAUCAACAACUCCCAAACCUGACCCAACAUCCGACGCAUCCUCCCUCUCCUCAUCAGAUUCCUCCGACGAUGACGAAGAGGAAGCGACGGCACCCACACCCGACGCCGCGCACCCAACCCCGCAACGCCAACCGCGCAGCAUGCCAAUCUGCAAAUACUUCCUCCGCAACCGAUGCACAAAAGGCGAUAGCUGUGCUUUCCGGCAUGAGCGGCCGCCGCCAAAGACUGCCGAACAGAAGGAGGCCGCCAACGCUCGUCGGGCGGCGGCGAGUAGUGCGGCUGCAGCGGGGAGUAGACGGCCUUUGUUGAAGAUGCUCCUGGAAGCGGACAUCAGGAAGGAACAAAACACGAUCCUGCAGUGCGUUCGGUACAUCGUUCAGAAGGAUUUCUUCGAAACGAAAAACCAGCAGCAAACUGAGCAGAUGGAGCCUUAAAAAUCACACUCAUCUACCUCAUUCAUCAUCCAUCAUGCAUUACAUCACAUCGCAGUCUAGAAUGUACAUAGCAGCAAUUGUCAUCGUAGAAUCAACCUCAAAUCAUUGGCCAAGAGAAUGUAUUUGGAGGGCGAGGAGAAGGUUUAC
This is a messenger RNA of Fimicolochytrium jonesii, 1785 nucleotides long. RefSeq lists its product as uncharacterized. Gene Ontology annotation, molecular function: metal ion binding; RNA binding. The transcript is spliced from 5 exons. The record is from RefSeq and is a predicted model, not a curated record. NCBI's taxonomy places the organism in Eukaryota, Fungi, Chytridiomycota, Chytridiomycetes, Spizellomycetales, Powellomycetaceae. Gene Ontology annotation, biological process: box C/D snoRNP assembly. Bases 58 to 1638 code for a protein of 526 amino acids. Gene Ontology annotation, cellular component: nucleus.